UACUCAACUCAGCUCGCGAAUCUGGGACCUUCCGCGUAGUUUCCUCUCCGCGCAACUUAUCCCUUUCCGCUCCAGGCCUCCACCCUGCCACUCCGAACUGCUCCUCGACGCCGGCCGCGCCGCGCGGGGGGAUCAUGGCCUGAAGCGAAAUCCCGCACCGCGGACGCUCCGAGGGUGACAAGGAUAACUUUCUCAGGCCAGGGAAGGAAGACAUCUCCUUGACGCGGUAGAGCUGUUGAUGGCUGCUAUAAGUAUUCAGGGGUGAAUUAGGACCGCAAGAUACUACUAAAGCGAAACAAAAAGUGUCAAGAGAGUUUGUUUCAAGAUGGAUGAAGGCCGGGGAGUUAGGUAUUGGUGCCACAUGUGUGAGGAGGUGAUCGAUCCUAUGCCGGAGAUGAAGUGCCCCAGCUGUGAGGGUGGGUUUGUGGAAGAGAUGGACUCUGAAGGCUUUGAACCAGCUACUGACACGAGGUCUGAUCGCUCCCUCUCUGCUUUGGCUCCACUGCUUUUUGGUAUGCUGGAGGGUUCAUCGCGCAGAUCAAGACUCAGGAGGGAGGCCAUGGAGGAUGCUGAUGCUGAUGAGGAUGAUGGUGAGGAGGAGGAUGAUGAUGAGGAUGAUUCAGACCGUGAGUUUGAACUAUUCAGUAGGAGGCGAAGGCGGCCGUCAGCACUUUCCAGGCUGAUUCAAACUAUGCAUGAUGACAUAAGGGGCUUGGAUCACACUGGCAGUGAUACAGAGAGAGAUAUGGAGAGAGAAAGAAGGGAGAGGCGGAGGGCAGAGAGGCAGGCUGUGGAGAGGAGGGUGGAGAGGCAGAGGGAGAGGCUAAGGGCGAUAGAGAGACUGAGCAAUCGUGGGAGAGAGAGGACAGAAAGCCUAAUACUGAUCAACUCCAACAAUGAGGCCAUCAUCCUCCAAGGAACAUUUGGACGCGACCAAGAGGAAUCAAGCAACACAAGUUCUGGUGUAUCACUUGGGGAUUACUUUCUUGGUCCUGGCUUAGAUAUUCUCUUGCAGCGUUUGGCAGAGAGUGAUCUCAAUCGUUCUGGCACACCACCUGCCAAGAAGGAGGCAGUAGCUGCAUUGCCAACUGUGAACAUCAAGGAAGUGUUGGGCUGUUCAGUCUGUCUUGAGGAUUUUGAGAUUGGGGCAGAAGCAAAGCAGAUGCCCUGUCAGCAUAAAUUCCACUCUCAGUGCAUCCUUCCAUGGCUGGAGCUUCACAGUUCUUGUCCAAUCUGUCGAUUUCAGUUGCCUACUGAGGAGACGAAGAACCCAUGUGAAUCAGCCAGCAGUGCUGGGGCCAUGAAUGGCGAUGGAGACAAUGUCGUUGCAAGCAGUAGUGAUACAGAAAGUAUUAACCGUAAUGGAGACAACCAUUCAGAUAGUCCUAUCUUCUCUGCUCUGAGCGCACUCUUCUCUGAUCCAUCCUCAUCAUCUGAUGAUGAAAGUGCCCCACGCUCUUCUGAGACUUGAAGUUUCAUAUAAAUUGCAGACACCACUGGAUGCAGGCUUGCAAUAUGGUGGAGCUGUUCUGAAAUGUGAGACUGGCAUCUUUGUAUUGUAGUUUCUGUACAUAUCUCUGAAUUGGCCCCCAGAAGACAAGAUAUUCUCUUCGCUUUUCUGAACUAUGUGGCUUGUAAGUGCUAGUGCUUGCUAUGUUUACUUAUCUGAAAUAAAAGUUAGCCUCUAGUGCGCUUAUUGUCUCCUGAAGACUUACCGCCAGUUUGUUUGAGAGUAUGGGCAAGGUAAGACUAAUCUCCUCCGCUAGCUGUUAGGCUUAUGUGAGCAAUGACAUUGCACGCCGUGUUUUUACUGUGAGAAUCUCUUGGAAGACGUCUGGAUAAUCUCUGUGAAGGGAAGGACCUUUUACCUACUCACAGUCCAUUGCUUUCUGGAGUUGAUGGAAGGUUGCAGGUGCUGCUUCAUAUGUCCUGAAUGUCACACUAGAGGAUAACCUGCUAUCUUGCAAUUGGGUUUAUUUGUUCCUUUUUUUUUGUCUGUCAUUCUAAUUUCUGAAGCUUUGAAGCAACAUGGAAAUGGUUCAUCAGUUGCAGCCAGGUCCGGGGGCAGUUAUGUCCUAUUUUGAUGGAAAGAGGUGGCCAAAACAGCAUCUGCGAGACUGCUAUCCAUGUCCUCAUACUUGAGGAAUCCUACCUGCAUAUUUUCUUGGUGUGAUCAUGUGGUCGAUGAGGGUAUAUCAACCUUAUCUUCAUUCUGUUGAUUGUUCUGCUGGGAUAUCCCAAACUACGUGUGGCAUGUUCUGGUUUGCCACGAUUUGUUUAGCAGGCACUCUAUAGAUAAAUUCGAGCUUGGUGAAGUCAAUGUGGAUUUUCAGUGCAGUUUGCUCA
Panicum hallii is the source of this 2346-nucleotide messenger RNA. RefSeq names its product E3 ubiquitin-protein ligase SIRP1-like. Lineage: Eukaryota; Viridiplantae; Streptophyta; Magnoliopsida; Poales; Poaceae. Gene Ontology annotation, molecular function: ubiquitin protein ligase activity. The record is from RefSeq and is a predicted model, not a curated record. The coding region runs from base 326 to 1471 and encodes 381 amino acids. Gene Ontology annotation, biological process: protein ubiquitination. Gene Ontology annotation, cellular component: cytoplasm. The transcript has 3 exons.